UUAGAAAUUAGAUUGUAUCUCCUCUGUGCCCUGAUUUGCUGAAAUUGAAAUCGACAAAAUCGAAACCUAGGGUUUACUCAGUCCAUGGAGGAUCCCAGUUUGAGCACCGAGCCCGAGGUGAUGGAUCUCUCUUCGUCUUGUGGAAAACGCAAGGCCGAAACGAUUUCACCGGAUGAAGGAUGCGAGGAAGAGGAGAGAAACAGUGAAAGCGACGACCAGGUUUGGGGUUUCGAUAGUUUCGAAGGAUCAGACUACGAGUCGCCUGAUGAGCCUCCCGAGGAUGACGAGGAACUUGAGUUACGUCGAUACACGCGCCAUUACCACGAGAGCCAGGGUUUCAAAGUGGAUAAAGAUAAGCUGCCUAAAUAUCUUACUUACGGAUUACGCGGUCUCGAUCUGGAUGCCCACUUCUUCAAGCCAAACCUCACGGGGCGUGAGUACAUGGAGAUUAUGGCCAAUGUGGCUAUUGACAAAUACAACCAAGUAGAGAAUAAGACGGUUACGCUUGAUCAUAUAGUGAGGGUCGUGGUGCAAAUGAGCUAUGGAAUCAAAGGUUAUAUUACUUUCAUGGCAAAGGAGUCUCCUCAUGGAGAGCUUGUGGAGUAUCAAGCUAAGGCUGAGCGCAAGGCAUGGCAAAGAAACAUUCAUCCCAUCUUUUGCAGACCAGCUCCCUCUUAAUUUUAAGGAUUGAUGGUGUGGUUGGGCGUUCCCAAUGCCCAGGCCAGGUAGAUUAAGUAGUUAUGAAUUUUUUUCUUUUUUUUCUUGAUGCCCUAUGGACUAAAACUUUUAUGAUCAGAACUCGAUUUAUGUUUGUGUAAGGUUUCUUGUGGGGGUUAAAUUAUUUAAAAAAGACUGAGACCUUUAUAUAUCCGGUUGAGAUCCCAUUGUAUCCAAGUACUGUAGUUGGUUUAUUACUAAAUCCGUGAAGCUAA
This is a messenger RNA of Arabidopsis lyrata subsp. lyrata, 932 nucleotides long. RefSeq lists its product as uncharacterized. The coding region runs from base 85 to 678 and encodes 197 amino acids. The record is from RefSeq and is a predicted model, not a curated record. NCBI's taxonomy places the organism in Eukaryota, Viridiplantae, Streptophyta, Magnoliopsida, Brassicales, Brassicaceae. The transcript has 3 exons.